AUGAUUUGUGUUAGAAGAAACAUCAACAUCAGUACAACAACUCAACAACAACAACAACAACAGAGAAGAAGAGGAAGAAGAAUGUUGACUGUACAAAAGACAUUGGUAUCUAUUGGUCGUUUGGUCGCGACCAACACUGCUGCUGCUGCUACUGCUACUGGCUCAGUGGGUGUUGCAAGAUACUCAUCAAAGAAGAAGAGCAAGGAUCCAGCAGAGAACAACGAGCACUUGAUGUCCAAGUUGCACGCCAAGAUCGACCCAACCUUUUUAGACUUUAGAGACGACGAAGAGUUGGCACACGACUUUGGUGAGGACGUUGAAGGCGACUUGCUCGAGGAAUACAAGGACGAGGAGCUUGCAUACGACGCCGACGAGGAGAUCGAGGACUUUAGAGACAUUGACGACUUUGACCAACACGACACACCCGACGACGCACCACUCAACAUGCGCAAGACCAAGCGUCAGAACCUGUUGUUUGGCGACAAGGACUUUGACGAACAGGCACUUGACGGACUCGACGAAAACGAGUUUGACGAGGAUGCAUUGGACAGAGAAUACGAAAGAGACGAAGACGACGAAGAGUAUGAUCGUCCCGUUGAAAUGGACGACUUUUACAAUGACGACGAAACCAACCAAUACUUUGAAGGCGAGGAUGCUAUGGAAAAGGAGGCCUUGCAAGAAGACGACGACGGUAUGAAAAACAAGCGAUUCCACGAUCUCUUGGCAGAGGUUGAAGAGGGUGAUGCCGAGGAAGACGCAGAGGAACAAGACGCACACGAAGAGCAAAUGCGCAAGUACCGUGACAUCAUCGGUCCAGUCGUCAACGACCCCGACGUCAGAGGUGUUCGUGUCCUCUACAACGCCUAUCGUCUUGCCUUGGACGACCCAAGACCAUUAGAUCCAGUCAUCAAAAUGAACAUCUACGAUGCCUACAUGGAAGAUCCUGUAUAUUACAAUCCCUACCAAUUAUCAAAGAUUUAUCAUAUUCAUCCAAAUAGAAUCGCUGCCAUUAUUAGAUUCCAACAAAUCUAUCUAAAGGAAGUUGAAGCUGGUGAAGAAGUAUUUGAUGAUUUGGAGAUUGCCAUGACCGGAUACUUUGGAACAAGAGAGGAGGAUGAAUACCUUGGUCAAUUCGAAGCCGACGAAAGAAAAAUGCAAAAAUACUGGUUGCUCAAUGGCAAGGAAAACAUGUUUUCCAUUGUACCAAAGAAGGGCAAGCGUGUCGAUCCAAUCCAUGAACGCCCAGAAAACGUUCCACCAUCGUUCCCAGAGAAGCCAGUCUACUUCCGUGGACCAACUCUUGAAAAGCCAAAGCGCAAGAAUCUUAUUUUCAUCGACAAGUCUCGUAACCCAUUCACUGGCUAUGCCCAAGCCGACCCACUCAUCCUCAUCAGUGCCAUCGAUGGUUCUCUCCGUACCCCAUCCACCGAAGAACGUAGCAAGAUUUUAGAAAAGCAUACGAGUUCCCAAAAGGAUCGUUCGCCACAUGCUCUUCUCAAAUUACCAUUAAACUACAAAGAUCACGAUGCCUAUCACAAAGGAAAGAAGAACAAAGAAGAAGAAUCUACUACCACUGAAGAACAACUUUAA
This is a messenger RNA of Cavenderia fasciculata, 1590 nucleotides long. RefSeq lists its product as uncharacterized. The record is from RefSeq and is a predicted model, not a curated record. The transcript is spliced from 3 exons. The coding region runs from base 1 to 1590 and encodes 529 amino acids. Lineage: Eukaryota; Evosea; Eumycetozoa; Acytosteliales; Cavenderiaceae.